AUGGCGGACAUUAGGACAAUGUUUGUACUUCUGUGCGGGGGCGGGGUCUUGUACGCCGCCCUUCGAGUGCUGUACAACAUCUUUCUCCACCCACUACGGCGUUACCCGGGGCCGAUGCUAUGGAAAGCAAUACGACUAACCUGGAUUGUCGCUCUUCAGCGUGGCUAUCUGCAUCAAGAUCUUCUUCGACUGCAUGACCAAUAUGGUCCUGUGGUCCGCAUUGCUCCAAACGAAUUGUCAUAUAUCGACGCUCAGGCAUGGAAGGACAUUUACACUUCUCGACUUGGUCACGCCGUGCUCGAACGAAACCCAGUGUGGUUCCGUAAGAAACCAGCUGAACCAUGGAGCAUCAUGGGAUACGAUGAGGACGCCCAUGCUCGAUUUCGCAGAGCCUUUAUGGGGUCAUUCAGCGAGAAGGCUGUCAAGGACCAGUCGCCACUCCUCGAAAAGUACGUCGAAAUGAUGGUUCAGCGCUUCAAGCAAAUGGCUGUUGGUGCAAGUGCAACAGUCGACGUUGUGUCGUGGUUGAAUUUUGUGACUUUCGAUAUAUCCGCCGACUUGUCGUUCGGCGAGUCUUUCGAGAGCACUUCGAAGGGUGAACCGCAUCCAUGGGUGGAAAUAGCGUGUCGUUUCGGUAAAGGCGUUGCGCUGGUGGCAUCGAUCAACCACUAUGGGCCAUUGGAGAGCCUGCUGCGGAUGGCACUGCCGAAGAAGGUUCGUGAGAAGAUGAUCUGUCACCGAGAGUUGACUGCGCAAAUGGUCCGGAAGCGGCUCCAGCUUCAGGACGAAAGAGCCGACUUUGUCAACGCUGUGCUCAAGUAUAAUCAGGAAAAGACCGACAAGGUGACGGCAGAGGAGCUUGAGCUCAACAUGAGUGUGAUCGUCUUCGCAGGUUCGGAGACAACAAGCACCGCCAUGGCCUCAGCACUUUUCUAUCUUUUGCAGACGCCAGCCGCAAGGGAGCGUGUCACGGUGGAGGUUCGAACAGCCUUCAAACACGAAGAAGACAUCGAUGUCAAUAGUUCGUCGAAGCUCGAAUAUCUGUCGGCCAUCAUAAAUGAGGCUAUGCGGCUAGGACCACCAAGCGCCAUUGGGGUGCCCCGCGUGGUGUCUGAAGGAGGAGAAGAGAUCUGUGGCAGAUGGGUUCCUGGCGGGACAUUUGUAGGCGUGAAUCAAUAUCCUGCAUUCCGAUCCGCCACGAACUUCAGCGAUCCUGAAGCUUUCAUCCCAGAGCGUUUCCUGGACAAGCAAAGUCCCGAUGACAACCUGGCCGUCUUUCAACCCUUUUCUGUGGGACGGCAUAUGUGCAUAGGGCAGAAAUUCGCCUGGGCUGAGAUGCGGCUAAUAUUGGCGAGGUUACUGUACGCUUUCGACCUCAGCUGGGACGUUGCUCCAACGAUCGAUGAUUGGGGUGAGCAGCAGACUUUCAUCUUCUGGCAGAAAGAACCGCUUCAAAUCAAAUUGAAACGGAGAGAUGAUACGAACGUCGUAUGA
This is a messenger RNA of Exophiala viscosa, 1494 nucleotides long. RefSeq names its product benzoate 4-monooxygenase cytochrome-like protein P450. The coding region runs from base 1 to 1494 and encodes 497 amino acids. Gene Ontology annotation, molecular function: monooxygenase activity; iron ion binding; oxidoreductase activity, acting on paired donors, with incorporation or reduction of molecular oxygen. NCBI's taxonomy places the organism in Eukaryota, Fungi, Ascomycota, Eurotiomycetes, Chaetothyriales, Herpotrichiellaceae. The transcript is spliced from 3 exons. The record is from RefSeq and is a predicted model, not a curated record.